Malaya genurostris is the source of this 1821-nucleotide messenger RNA. RefSeq names its product diuretic hormone receptor-like. The transcript is spliced from 13 exons. Lineage: Eukaryota; Metazoa; Arthropoda; Insecta; Diptera; Culicidae. The coding region runs from base 187 to 1317 and encodes 376 amino acids. The record is from RefSeq and is a predicted model, not a curated record. Gene Ontology annotation, cellular component: plasma membrane. Gene Ontology annotation, biological process: cell surface receptor signaling pathway; adenylate cyclase-modulating G protein-coupled receptor signaling pathway. Gene Ontology annotation, molecular function: peptide hormone binding; diuretic hormone receptor activity; G protein-coupled peptide receptor activity.
UUCGAUGGAUGUCCGAUAGAUUUUGACCGGAUUCUGUGCUGGCCGAAGACACCGCGGGCCACCUGGGCAGUGUUGCCCUGUUUCGCCGAGUUCAAAGGCGUCCGUUAUGAUCCCACGCAGAACGUAACCCGCUACUGUCACCCGAACGGCAAAUGGGACAACUACAGCCACUAUGCGAGCUGUCACAUGCACGAACCACCCCCGAAUAUAGUCGACGCUAUGUCUAUUAUUUACUACACCGGUUACAUUAUUAGCCUUGUUGCGUUAAGUCUUGCUGUGAUAGUUUUUGUGUAUUUCAAGGAUUUGAGGUGCUUACGAAACACAAUUCAUGCGAAUCUCUUCACUACCUACAUUCUGUCGGCACUGAUGUGGAUUAUAAUUCUAACUUUGCAGCUUUCCAGUAGUUCCAGCAGUGGCCUAACCAGUUGUGUGAUUUUCGUUACUCUUCUGCACUACUUCACUCUGACCAACUUCUUCUGGAUGCUGGUGGAAGGUCUCUAUCUUUACAUGCUGGUCGUGGAAACAUUUUCUGGCGAUAAUCUGCGGUUCAACAUGUACGCUGCCAUCGGAUGGGGAGGUCCCGGUGUUUUCGUGGUACUGUGGGUAAUUGCCAAGGGAAUUGCCAUUUCCGGUCAAAACGGAGUACCAAAGCUCGAAAUCGAAUGUUCCUGGAUGCGGGAAUCGGUUGUGGACUGGAUCUUCCAGGGACCGGUUUGUGCUGUGCUCAUCAUCAACCUAGUCUUUCUAAUUCGAAUCAUGUGGGUCCUAAUCACGAAGCUACGGUCGGCAAACACGGUCGAGUCACGUCAAUAUCGCAAAGCAUCGAAGGCGCUGCUGGUGCUGAUCCCGCUGCUUGGCAUCACCUACCUGGUGGUGCUGGCAGCUCCGUCCGAGGGUAUUGCGAGUGACAUUUUCGCCAUCGCGCGAGCCCUGCUACUAAGCACGCAGGGCUUCUCGGUGUCACUGUUCUACUGCUUCCUCAACUCGGAGGUCCGAUCGGCCCUCCGGCAUCGCCUGGAGCGUUGGCGGGACGAACGGAACAUCCGGCUGGGUCAGAUCCGCCAGCGAAGCCGCCGAUUCACCAACACCGGCCUGUCAAAGGAAUGCUCGCCUCGAUCUAGAACUGAAAGUUUCCGGCCUCUAACCUACAGCAAACGGGAAAGCUGUGCUUCCUCGGCUACGACGACCACCCUACUGGGACCUCCGGCUAGCUAUUCUAGCGUUCUGCGAGGAUCCAACGGUGCUCUGCAUCUGCACACAGCGGCACCCAGGGCUGUCAGUCCUCUGAUACAGGGACUCGACGAGAACACUGUUUGAACUUCAGAGGAACUGUUCUUGCUGUCCUCGUGAAUGAACAACAACAAAAAAACGAUAUUUCGCCUAUUUGUACAACGCCGGUGCGCUUAACUGAACUUUCACCUUAUGUAUAUAAAUCUGAACUUAGCAAAUGAAAAGGAUCUGUUAUGUUGUGUAGGUUAAAUAGUUUCAAAGAUAAAAAAAUGCUGACUGCUAGAUUGUUUACCGAUUAACAACAUUGAUGUUUUAUGUAGUACAUGCAUAAAUCAAAUUUGACUGCAAUUUUGUUUUGAAAAAAAAAAUUGUCGAAAAAAAUGAUAUUAAAAUCCAAUUGUCACGAAUGUUCCAAAGUUUACUAACCAAAAUGGACACAGACUCUUGAAAUAGUUACAAAACCACAAUACAAAAAAAAACAAUGCUCUAUCGAUGUACUUCAACCGAACUUGUAAAUUCGCUGUUAAACUCUCCAUGUGCUUUCUAGCUAUUUUUUGAAAAAUAAAAUAUGACUCAAAACUAGUUGUGUUC